Molecule: messenger RNA, 3345 nt
Organism: Phalaenopsis equestris
Lineage: Eukaryota; Viridiplantae; Streptophyta; Magnoliopsida; Asparagales; Orchidaceae
Exons: 9
Coding region: 320-3034 (904 amino acids)
Source: RefSeq, a predicted model, not a curated record
CUGUUCAUUAACGGUAUACCCUAACCCUACUGCCGCUUACUCUCUCUCUCCCCCCGUUUGUUAUUUAGAGCAAAAUUCGCUUCAGAAUCGAUCUGUCUCUGGUUUCUAAUUGGAUUUGUAUUUAAGGGAUUUGAUUUCUUAUCAAAAUUUCAUAAGAACAGCAGUUUCUCUGGUUUCAGAUUUUAGCAGUGGAUAAAUUAGGCAUUACGAUAUUGGAAUCAAUUUUUGUUCUUGCUGUUAGAUUGGUGUUUUCUUUCAAUGAUGGAAAUAGGUAAUUGGGGCGGUAUCUGUGCUUUGAUUGACUUCUGUUAAAGCUUGCAUGGGAUGUCAUGGAGGUUCGGCAGAGACUGGUUGCUUUACGCCAACUGGACUUCUGCCGGACCGAGAAAUUUCUGUGGGAGGAGUUAUUGAUUCUGAGAGAUGGUCGGCGGCAGAGGAGAGGGUUGCAGAGCUCGUGGCUCUCAUUCAGCCGAAUGAAGGAUCAUGGAAAAGGAGGCAGGAUGUAGCUGAUUAUAUUCAGAGCCUUAUUGGAAAAUGCUUCUCUUGUCAGGUUUUCAUUUUUGGAUCUGUGCCCCUGAUGACAUAUUUAACUGAUGGAGAUAUUGACUUAACUAUAUUUAGUGAUGAUGAAAAUCUGAAAAAUACAUGGGCCGGCAAAGUCCACCAAGUUAUGAAGGAGGACCAGAAGAAUGAAAAUGCUAAAUUAUAUGUAAAGGAAGUUCAGCUAAUCGAGGCAGAAGUAAAGGUUAUAAAAUGUCUCGUAGACGGCAUUGUUGUGGACAUAUCAUUUUGUCAGACUGGCGGUUUACGUGCCCUUUGUCUCCUCGAAGAGAUGGACCGUUUGAUAAGUAAAGAUCAUUUAUUUAAGCGGAGUAUUAUUCUUAUUAAAGCUUGGUGUUACUAUGAGAGCCGUCUUUUGGGUGCUCAGCAUGGCCUUAUUUCUACAUUUGCUUUGGAAACCAUGAUUUUGUACAUAUUUCAUUUAUUUGACAAUUCAUUUUCUGGACCACUUGAGGUUCUAUACCGUUUUCUAGAAAUUUUCAGCAGUUUUGAUUGGAAAAACUGUUGUGUCAGCAUAUGGGGUCCUGUCUCUCGACAUUUACUCCCAGAGAUAACUACUGCAAUGCCUCCGAGAAAGAAAAAUGGUGAAUUUGAUCACAAGAAAUUAUUUCUCCAACAUCGCAGCAAGUUCAUCGACAGUUUGGCGUGCGGUCAACACUGCCAUAGACAACCUUUUACUACGAAGUGCCUCAACAUUGUUGAUCCUUUAUGUAUACACAACAACCUUGGACGCAGUGUUUAUGAAGCCAAUUUCUAUAGGAUUUGUAGUGCUUUUGCAUUUGGGGUUAAAAAGCUAUCCAGAUUACUCGAUUUUCCGAAGGAGGAGAUGAUUUCAGAGCUCAAUCACUUCUUCGUGAACACAUGGGAAAGACAUAGAGCUGACCCUCACAACAGUUCUGCUACAAGCGCGGCCCACUCGGAACCGUCCAAAAAUAUUUCAUUCAAUGAACACAUCAAUAAUAUUUCAGAGGAUCCUGGUGAUGACCAUCGUGCUGAUCUUAAGCUCUCUUUCUAUGGCGCUACCUCCCAGAUUCUUAGAGUGAUUAACCAAAAUUCAGAGGACAUUAGUAGGCAUAAUGGAAUAAAAAGUAACAAAGAUUACAGUAAUGAUAAUACUAUUAAGAAUCUGGAUUAUGUAGAAAAAACCUCCGCAAAUCCUGUUAGAACCAAUAAGAAUGAUGAAAAUCUGAGUUACAACAACAGUAAUGGCAUUGAGGAAGGCGAUUCCAGGUUGCAGGGUCAGCUUGGUAUGGUUCGCUCUGAGAAAAUACAUUUUCGCUCUCACCCGACAAACCUUGGUGAGGUCUCUAAUGGAGAAAGCCACGAUACGAUCCAAAAAUCUCAUAUUCAUGAAGCGGUAACUUCUGUGGAUUACUCUUCAUGUUCAGAACAAAGUUCAUCUUUUCAAUCUAAACUUUUAAGUAGUGCUUCUUUUGAAAACUACCAUGAUAAUACUAUUUCUUCAACUGAAACUUCUUUGAAGCGUUCUUAUUAUGAAUAUCCCGCACAGGAAAACUACAGAGCUCCAUUAAUUGCUGUUAAUACUGAAGUUACAAAAAAUCAAACUGCCCAAAUAAGUGAUUAUGGGGCAAUUUCCAAUUCUGGGGUGGUUUCUUCAAUACAGUGUCCCACAGGUCCGCCAGUCCCAUUCUUAGCAAUGCUUCAGAUAUAUAAUUUUCCGUCUCACCGGAGAUACUAUGAUGGAUUGUAUGGAUUGUCUGAUGAUGAAAUAUUAAAUUUCGAUCGAAAUGUGGAUUCCGGUGGGACGUUUGAUUGGCCGGAUAUUCAUGUUGCUGCACAUGUGAAGCCAGUUCUCUCUAAUGGAAUAUCUAGCACGAAUAUUUCGUUAUUUGGACCCACCCCCCGUCCUUGUCCUACCAUAGCACCCAACGUGUAUUUUCGUAGGAUUUUUCCACCGAUUCAACCUGUUGGAUCGAUUCCAUCCCCUGGAGUCCAAGUUGUGCCAGCCGCCUGUGCUUUGCCAGAACCUCAAAUAGCUUAUAACGCACUUAGUUUCGGAGAUGGAGCCGCUACACAUUAUGGCGGCAUUGUAUCCCAUCAGCCAUGUCCUAGAGUUGUUCUCGGAGAUUUGUCACAAACUGCAAAACAAAGUUGGAAUUGCAGUCCUUAUGGAACAAACCUCGAUAAAGGAGAACAAAAUUACAUCAAUAGAAGUCCGCAAAUGUUCUGGCUCACCAACGAGCCGAGCUAUUCGGAGAAGCCGAACACACUUGCAGGUUGCUUGAAUCCAGAUUACAGCCAAAUUUCUGGAUCAUCUGAUUACUGUAGGAGCUCAUAUCUAGCAGAGAGCAGCUCUAUCGGAUCUUCAAGUUUUUCACGUGUUUCGACGUACGUGACACAGGGAAUGGAUUAUCCACAGUUUUUGACAGUUCAAUCGUCCUCAUCGUUGCAGCGCCAGAGAUUUAUGGUGCAGAAGAAUCAUCAGUUGAAAGAAGAGGGCUUCCCUCGAUGAUUUCCCAUUCAUGCAGAGAUGAACACCAAUACCUACUCUGCUCUACUCUGAUUUUGUUUUCUUUUAAGGUUUAAUUACAUAAUUCUCCAGUUUUUUGGCUUAAUGUCCUUAGGCCAUUGUAGAGUAUUAGAUUGUACUUUGCAAAAAAGCCAAUAGUUUUCAGGAUACAAGCCAAAAAAUGCUAACAUUGAUAUAGGAGUUUUCCCUUUUUUUUUUUUUUUGGAAAUAAGAAAUAAGUAGUUUCAUUCCUUUUAGUUAGCCUGCAAAUAAAAAAAAGGAAAAUUGCAAUUCUUUGCAUUUGUGUAAUCUCU